GCGCGGGUGUGUCAGUGGAAAAGCAGAAACAUCAGACUUGCAAACAUGGCGACGAUCGUGCCCAAGGAUGGCUUUGAUGCCGAGGAACUCUGCGAGGGUCUGCGCAAGGCCAUGAAAGGCUUUGGCACUGAUGAGAAGGCCAUUAUUGAGAUUCUUUGCAGCGUGGAUAAUGCGCAGCGCCAGGAGCUCAAGCACAAGUUCAAGGGCACGGGCACCGACGAGGCUCAAAUCACUGAGAUUCUGGCCUCCCGCAGCAAUGAAGAAAUCGCGGCCAUUGUCGAGAGCUACAAGGAACAGUACAAUCGCACGCUUGAAGAGGACAUCUCCUCUGAAAACGGGGGCCAUCUCAAGCGCAUCUACAUCUCACUCCUGCAGGGCGCACGCCCGGACGACGACGGUGAUGAGGCCCAAGCUGUGGACGACGCCAAGGUGCUCUUUGAAGCUGGCGAGAAGAGCUGGGGAACGGAUGAGAGCGAGUUUAACCGCAUCUUCAUGACGCGCUCGCCCAAGCAUCUGGCUUUGGUUGCCGAAGAGUACAAGAAACUGAGCGAUUACACCCUGCGCCGCGCUGUGGAGAAGGAGAUGAGCGGCAACUUUGAGUUUGCGAUGGUCACUCUGAUCCAAACAGCCGUGGAUAUGCCUGGCUACUUUGCUGAGCGCAUCCACCGUGCUGUCGAUGGCAUGGGCACAGCCGAUCAAGAUCUGAUUCGCGUCUUUGUCACCCGUUCGGAAAAGGAUCUGGCCAUUGUUGACGAGCGCUACAAGGACAUGUAUGGCAAAGGCCUGGCUCCCACGAUCAAGGACGAAAUUGGCGGCGACUACAAGCGUCUCCUUUUGCACAUUCUCAAGGCCGAGUAAUCUUUGGGCGAGCAAGCCCAAUACCACCUCUUGACCCACAGUUUAUUGUCUUCCCCGCUGCCACAAGAGCAGCCCCCAGCUUUUUUCCAAUCCAGUCGUCAAA
This is a messenger RNA of Monosiga brevicollis MX1, 961 nucleotides long. RefSeq lists its product as uncharacterized. Gene Ontology annotation, cellular component: cytoplasm. Gene Ontology annotation, molecular function: calcium-dependent phospholipid binding; calcium ion binding. The transcript is spliced from 10 exons. Bases 46 to 858 code for a protein of 270 amino acids. The record is from RefSeq and is a predicted model, not a curated record. NCBI's taxonomy places the organism in Eukaryota, Choanoflagellata, Craspedida, Salpingoecidae.